This is a messenger RNA of Nezara viridula (southern green stink bug), 1778 nucleotides long. The record is from the annotation of a GenBank genome assembly. Lineage: Eukaryota; Metazoa; Arthropoda; Insecta; Hemiptera; Pentatomidae.
UUAUAAUUGAACGGCCCUGUUUGUCAGUCAUCCUGCUAAAGCAUUACGAGUUUUAGGUUGUAUAGUAUGUGUAUGUCCUGAAGGUACUAAGAAAGUUUUGAUUUCUUCACUACUCAACCCGUUUUAGAACCUGCAGAUAAAAAUGCCUGUUGAAGCUAUGCAAACUGAUGUGGAGAUGAAGGUAGUAGAUUCUCCUUCCACAGAAGAUCCAGUGGCUACGGCAGUUCAAGAAAUAAGGGAGCACAUACGUCAAUUGGAAAAGGCAGUUGCUAAUAAAGAACCUCGUUUCAUAUUAAGAGUUUUACGUCUUCUUCCUUCUACACGUCAUAAACUUUCUGUAUCAGUCCUCCGCAAUAUAAUAUCUUCAUUUUAUUUAAGUAGUCCUGAAAAAGAUGCUUUAUUUCUAUAUAUUGAAGAUGCUGUAGAUUCAGAUACCAUCCAAAAAACAAAACUGAUCAAAAAUUCUAAUGUUCCUCUCUUGCCAGAAAUUGAUGCUUACAUUCAUUUGUUGGUACUUGUGAGACUAAUAGAUGCUGGAAAGGAAUCAGACGCUGUGAAGUGUUCUGAUGCUCUUAUGGCCAAGAUAACUGCUCAAAAUCGCAGGAGUUUAGAUUUAGUGGCUGCUAAAUGUUACUUUUACCAUUCUCGAGUUUAUGAACUUACUAACCAAUUGGAAAAAAUCAGAGGAUUCCUGCAUGCUAGACUCAGAACUGCCACUCUUAGAAAUGAUUUUGAAGGUCAAGCAGUUUUAAUAAAUUGCCUUUUGAGAAAUUACUUACAUUAUAAGUUGUAUGAUCAAGCUGACAAAUUAGUAUCCAAAUCAGUAUACCCAGAAUCAGCAAGUAACAAUGAGUGGGCUAGAUUUCUUUAUUAUUUAGGAAGAAUUAAAGCAGCUCGUUUAGAAUAUUCAGAAUCACACAAGCACCUAGUUCAAGCUCUGAGAAAAGCUCCUCAACAUGCUGCUGUCGGGUUUAGGCAGACUGUUCAAAAGCUUGCUGUCACUGUUGACUUACUUCUUGGUGAUAUUCCAGACCGACAGAUAUUUCGUCAGGCACCACUUCGUCGUUCUCUUGCACCUUAUCUUCAAUUAACACAAGCUGUCAGAACUGGUGAUUUGCAAAGAUUCGGUGAAGUAUUGGAGAUGUUCGGACCCCAGUUUCGUUCUGAUCAUACAUUUACCUUAAUUCUUCGUUUAAGACAUAAUGUUAUAAAAACUGCUAUCAGGUGCAUUGGUUUGUCUUAUUCACGUAUUACUCCAACCAGUAUAGCUUCAAAGCUUGGACUAGAUUCACCAGAGGAUGCAGAAUUCAUUGUUGCUAAAGCAAUAAGAGAUGGUGUUAUUGAAGCUACCUUAGAUCCUGAGCAUGGUUAUAUGCAAAGCAAUGAAGUAACGGAUAUUUACCGGACUAGAGAACCACAAUUAGCAUAUCACCAACGUAUAUCGUUUUGUCUUGAUCUACAUAACCAGAGUGUAAAAGCUAUGAGAUACCCACCUAAAUCUUAUGGAAAAGAUUUAGAAUCAGCUGAAGAGCGUCGAGAACGAGAACAGCAGGACUUAGAGUUAGCAAAAGAAAUGGCCGAAGAAGAUGAUGACGUUUUUCCCUAAAAUUUAUUAAAUGGAUUUUUUUUUUUCGAAAUUUGAUUUGAUUUUUUAUCACUGUUUACAUCCCUUUUGAUUAUUGUUCUUUUUCAGAAAAAAUUAUAUAUAUUAAAUAGAACUGUUAUUUUUACUGUCAUUAUUUUUUCUCUUAUUAAGUUAUUGUAUUAUUUUAGUAUUU